GAUGCCUACAAGGCUAUCUAGUUGUUCUUGGAGAAACAGUUAGAGUUGGUGUUGGACUUGAGUAGCCUUUCUCUUUCCUGGAAUAUCUCUAUCAAGCAUAGGCCAUGGGGUGGUUCUUCAGUAUCCCGUGUCUAAUGGUGUGGCUGUUGAGGUUCUUCAGUGAGUCCUUCUGUUCUGUGCUGCAGGAAGGGGGUGUUCUAUGUGGAGAUGAGGGGAUGACUCUUUAUCUGCCUUCUGAAGCCAGAGAAGGUGCUAAACUACUGACAACAGAUGGCUUUGGUGUUCAUGUGAUUGAUAAAGACUACGCGGAGAAGUGUCACUACACUCUGGGAGAUGAUGGCCAGUACUUCUAUGCUGCCUAUAAGGCCUGUGAAGUGAAGGCAGAGAAUGGCAGCUUCUCCCUGGCUGUGCAGCUCAACUAUACUUCUGAGGGGGCUCCUGCAGGCGAAACCUACAUGAUGGUGUGUGAGCAGCCCCAGUCAGAUAAUGUUCCUGGAAUCCAAGUAGGAGCCACUAAAUGCACACAAACUGGAAUGGAGGUACCUAUCAUGCAAACUCUUCCGCCCCUUGAUGAGCCUUCUGUAGCUUCAGUGUGGUCCGUGUCCAUUGCUGGAAGCUGGCCCAUGACCCUGGCCGCUGCCAUGCAGAAAGGCUACUCCUUCACGAACGUCCGGGGCAACAUGAUCAUUGGUGCUUCAUUCACCGCUGAUGCAAUCCAGGUGUUUGGGCUGGGUGCACCUGAGAGGAGACUCUAUCUUGCACGUCUCACCUUGAUCUACACGCCUGGCUUUAGAAUUAACAUAUUGAUGAUCUGUGUGCCUGAUCCAGUCACUUGUGAUGCCACCAGCAUGAACAUCUCUGUCCCUAAAUUCUCUGGUACUUUUUUGGGUAUGGCCAUUGGAACAGCCUGGUACACCUCAUCUAGAGCAGUCCCUGAUAUUUCCAUCUCGACAAAAGGUGCUUUACAAAUAACGGUGUCGAGACGUCUCUCUGUAGUUGGUACCAAGCGCUGUGGCCCAGAUGGGUCUGGCAUACAGUCCUUCCUGCCAGAGACCAGCCUCUCCUUCAAUAUGGGGGGAAAACCAGUCACGAUGUUGCUCAAUCCUACAUGCCCCUGUCGGAACACCACAGGAGGCCCUACGGCAUUAUGCAUAGGUGGCAAAAUGAACUUUGAAGUCCUCAGCACUAUUACUGUGCCUCCCUUGGACCUGUCUACUGUGAGGCUGAGGGAUUCCUCAUGUGGGCCAACUUCCUCCUCUGCAGGCCGCCUUGUGUACAGCAUCCCUCUCCUGAGCUGUGGCACAACCCUAACAGUGGUAGGUGGCAAACUCAUUUAUGAAAAUGAGGUCCGCUCCCUGCUGAGAGAUCGGACUAUGGGUAUAAUCACGAGAGACAGUGAAUUCAAGCUGACCCUGAGGUGCUACUACAAUGGAAGUGUUGACACAUCAUUGGGUGUCAAUGUGAAUACAAAGGCCCCACCUCUGCCUGUGCGAGAACAAGGCAACAUUGUUGUGGUUCUUCUUGCUUAUCCAGAUGUUCAGUACAGCAGGCCCUAUGGCACCCGGGACUACCCCAUCCUGAAAUACCUGCAGGAGCCAGUGUACCUGGAGGUGCAGGUGCUCAACAGACAGGACCCCAACAUCAAGCUGGCUCUGAAUGACUGCUGGGCUACUGCGUCCCCUGAUCCCAGCACUGCUCCUCGCUGGGACAUCAUUGUGGAUGGCUGUGAGUAUGAGGAGGACAACUACAAGACUGUGCAGCACCCCAUGUCUCGCUUCCCGACUGUCCAGUUCCUAAACCACUACAGGAGGUUUGAGGUGAAGAUGUUCACCUUUGUCUCCGAGGGCCACCAGCUGACGGACUCGGUGUACUUCCACUGCAGCACCUUGAUCUGUGCCUCCCAGAGGCCGGACUCUGCCUUGUGCUCCAGAAGCUGCCCCAGUGGAUUUCAAGGGAGGAGGAGACGAGGCCUGAACAGGGUUCCCUCUCAAUACAUUACUACACCCCCAGUAACCAGUUUGCCAGGAGCUGUAGCUGUUCAGAAGACUCUCCACUAGACUGGUUGAAUCCAGCAGUGCCUUUGUCUCAACUGAAGUUGAAUGCUCUUGCAAUUGCUGAAAUACUUAUUGUUUUGGAAUAAUAAAUUGAGGGAAAAAUCA
Molecule: messenger RNA, 2159 nt
Organism: Lepisosteus oculatus (spotted gar)
Lineage: Eukaryota; Metazoa; Chordata; Actinopteri; Semionotiformes; Lepisosteidae
Product: zona pellucida sperm-binding protein 2-like
Biological process (GO): prevention of polyspermy; binding of sperm to zona pellucida
Cellular component (GO): egg coat
Molecular function (GO): structural constituent of egg coat; acrosin binding
Source: RefSeq, a predicted model, not a curated record